UCGACAUCAGCCGAUCGCGCACAGCACAUGUUUCUGGUUUCUGUAUCAACAGAGGUGACGCGUGUCCACUAAGCCACGAAGAAAAGUCUAAUAAAAUCACGGAUAAAGUUCUCAGGCCAGCUGCUGUGGUGUUCAGGAACAGCUCCAUCACAUCUGUCGCUGCUUUGAAGAGCAACUCCUGGAUCAUUCUUUUCUUUGGCACUAAAACUGGACUGCUGAUCAAGGUUGCUUUAGAUGAGUCCCUCAAACCUGGCUGCCCUACUGUGUUGUACAGUUCAGGGGAGGGUCAAACGUUUUUACCCAAGAUGCUCUUUGUUCAAGUGAAUGCCACAGCCAUUUUCAUUGCCCAGGGAAACCAGAUGAUAAAGGUCCCUGUGGCCCGUUGUGGUGUGUAUCAGACUCUGGGGGACUGCUGGUUGGCCCUGGACCCCUUCUGUGGCUGGUGUGUGUCUCAGAGCAGAUGCAGGUUUCAGCAUGACUGUUCCAACUCGGACUGGGUCUCGGUUCCUGGAACGUCCCAGCAGAGGGACAUUAUGUCUGUCCACAUGAUCAAAAGCACUGGACAGGACAUCACAGUGACAGCUGCACCCAACCUGAACGGAGGCAUACGUUUCUCAUGUGCUUUAGAGAAGUGUGACAGUCCAGGCCCCUCCAACUGUUCCUGCACCUUCUCUAGUGAGAGCUUCCCUGCUGAAGGCCUCAGCCUCAGAGUUACGAUCACAGUCCAGACGGAGACGCUCACUAAAGAUGUGCUUUUGAAAAACUGCUCCAGCAUCAGAGGAAGGCCGACUUCUGCUUUGUGUAUAGAGUGCAUGUCUGCAGGAUGUGUGUGGUCUCUCUCAGGUGAUGAAUGUACCUGGAGAUCAGCAUCCUCAGAGAACUUGACCACCAGAGAGGAUGUGUGUAAACAUUACUCCUCAGUGCUGAACUACACAAGGCCAGAGAUUCUAUCCGUAACGCCUGAUGAGGUUUCCAUACAUGGCCGAAACCGUGCUGUCAUCAAAGGAAGGAACCUGGAAUCAGUCACAAAGGUCCGUUUCCAACGAAACAUGGACUGCAAUCCAAAAGAAUCCCCAGUGUUGUCCCAUUCUGGAAACUCCAGUUCCCAUGAGUCUCUGACGUUCCACAUUCCAAGCAGAACUGUAAGAGGUGCCAUGAGAGUGUGUGUGCUCACGCCGGAUGGACAGUGUCAUGGCAACGCCAAAAUCACCUACGACUCCCCUCCGACCUGCAGCCGUCUGAAACCAAAGACCACUUGGGCCAGUGGGGGCAGAGAGAUCUCGUUAGAGGGCUCUAAAUUGGAGUUUGUGGAGGCGGUCAAACACAGCGGGUCUUCAGAACACCUCAGACUUCACCGCAGAAAUGGGACGCCUGUCUACUCCACCCCUGCUGGUGUGCUGGACUCCUCUGGGUCCAGACAGGUGUCUGUGGAGCUGGUGGUGGGGAACACCUCAGUGACCUGCAGAGAGGAGCUCACCUACCACCCAGACCCACAAUUCACCAGCUUCACCACCACACGCAUCGGCAAUAACAUGCGCAUAGUCAUUCAGAAAUCGGCCGACGCUCUACAGUUGAAGGGGUCAGAGGUGGAUGUUCAGGUCAGACGGGGGGCGGAGUCCUACAGGUGUGUGAUGGACAGGAUUGAGCGCAGCUCUGAUGUGGACUCUGUCAUCUGUGAGGUCAGCAGCGUGACAGACAUCAGCGUAGCUGUGGACACACUGACGGUCCGUGUUGGAGGUUUCUCGGUGGUUUUCCAGACAUCUGACUCUCAGCUGUACAGAAACGUUCUGAUUACUCUCGCGCCGGUCGUGCUUUGCAUUCUUGGUAAAAAAUUCCAUUAUCUACUGCUGUCACAGGAGAAAAGCAAGACCUCCAGUGGAGCUGGAAGCUGUUGAACAGGCAGACAGAGACGACCGCGCUUUUGCCUGUGACUACGGCCGAAUCAUACAGCUGUAGAUGCUUUAGUAAUUAGCUUCUUCAACUAUAUUAAACGGAAGUGGCUACAUCAGCGUGACCGUGGCCCAUUACGUGUACUGUAUGUGAUGUGGACAUUCGGAAUAUUUCUAUUUUUUUUUUUUUUUUUUUGCGUGGCACUUGCGCUCCACUUCAGUUGUGCUUUCAUUGUAUCCUGGGGGUAAAAAAAAAAAGAUACACACUAUCUGUAAACUAUGUGUUAAUGUUGUCUGAACAGUUGUCUGUUAUGGUUAGUUAUAGUUAAUUCAUUAGCAGACAUUGUUAUCCAAAGUGACUUACAAAUGGACAGUAUACUCAGCUAUCUGUUGUUUGUAUCUGUAAUUUGAUAGAAAAACACUAUCUGGCAAGUAAUGUAAUAUUAUAAUUAGCUUGCAUUAAACAUACCAUUAUGUCUGCAAUGACACUCUUCCACGGCAUUGCUUUGCAUGUAUACAAUACAGCACCUCUUGAGGCACAAAGUGGUAUUACAAGGGACUUCAGUACAGUAUGUCAUCAUGCUUCCAUUGGUGGGUAAUUAUUUUGGUAACACAGAGCAUAUGAC
Messenger RNA from Alosa sapidissima (American shad), 2515 nucleotides. Its product is annotated as plexin-C1-like. The coding region runs from base 306 to 1895 and encodes 529 amino acids. The transcript has 16 exons. Gene Ontology annotation, biological process: regulation of GTPase activity; regulation of cell migration; positive regulation of axonogenesis. Gene Ontology annotation, cellular component: semaphorin receptor complex. Lineage: Eukaryota; Metazoa; Chordata; Actinopteri; Clupeiformes; Clupeidae. Gene Ontology annotation, molecular function: semaphorin receptor activity. The record is from RefSeq and is a predicted model, not a curated record.